This is a messenger RNA of Rotaria sp. Silwood2, 774 nucleotides long. The record is from the annotation of a GenBank genome assembly. Lineage: Eukaryota; Metazoa; Rotifera; Eurotatoria; Philodinida; Philodinidae.
AUGAGUUGUGAUGUUGAUGGUCUUCUUGAAUUUCUUCUUUAUGUUGGUCAAGCAAAACGAACAUUUCGUACAGGUUGGGUGUUACAUGGUGUUGAAAAAGUUGAAAGUGUAGCUGAUCAUAUGUAUCGAAUGGCUGUGAUGUCACUUUUAUUACCAACUGUAUCAGAAGAAUCAAAAGUUCGUUGUAUGAAAUUAGCACUUGUACACGAUUUAGCUGAAUCAGUUGUGGGAGAUUUAACGGAAUUUGAUGGAAUACCUAAAAGUGAAAAACAUCGAAGAGAAAGUGAAGCUAUGCUUUAUUUAACAAGUUUAUUACCAGCAGAUGUUGGAAGAGAAAUAUUUUCUCUUUUUAAUGAAUAUGCUGAUCAAAAAACAAAUGAAGCAAAUCUUGUUAAAGAUUUAGAUAUAUUUGAUAUGCUUUUACAAGCUUAUGAAUAUGAAAAACUUCAAUGUGAAGAUGCAUUUUUAGAAGAUUUUUUUGAUAGUUCGGUUAAUAAAAUAAAAACGGAUAUUGUUCGAAAAUGGCUUAAGCAAUUAGUAGAAUGUCGAUCAUCAGGAAAACUAUUUCAAUUACCAUCUGAUUCGAAUCUUAAUACAAUUCUUAAACAUAUUCUUUAUGAUGAUCAAGGAACAUUCUUAUAUAAACUUCCAUCAUCUAAUAUUCGUGAAAAGACAAAUCGUUUUAUUUCUAAUCAAAAUAAAAUCGAUAAUCCAUCAUUAGAUACAACGGAACUUUUGACAAAUCUUGUCAAAGAUAUAAAACAUCAACAUUAA